Teleopsis dalmanni is the source of this 1041-nucleotide messenger RNA. RefSeq lists its product as uncharacterized. Lineage: Eukaryota; Metazoa; Arthropoda; Insecta; Diptera; Diopsidae. The transcript has a single exon. The record is from RefSeq and is a predicted model, not a curated record. The coding region runs from base 1 to 1041 and encodes 346 amino acids.
AUGCCUAUGGGUUCACCAAUAUCACCAAUAGUGGCCGAUAUAGUAAUGGAAAACAUUCUAGACGAAAUGAUGGUUAAAACAUGUAAUAAACCACGUUUUUUGACCAAAUAUGUGGAUGACAUAUUUGCUAUAGUCAAAUCAAAUGACGUAGAGAGUAUCUUGACCAUAUUAAAUAAUGUACACUUUAGAAUUAAAUUUACAAUAGAAGAGGAACUUAAUGAUAAACUACCUUAUUUGGACACAACAGUUAUAAGACAUGAUAACCGGAUUAAAUUAAAGUGGUAUCAAAAACCAACGAAUUCUGGACGAUACAUUAAUUUUGACUCCCAACAUCACUACCAUGUAGUCCGUAAUACUGCACUUAACUUAAUUAGACAUGUGUUCAAUAUCAGCGAUUCAAUUUUCCAUAAGGAAAAUGAAGAAACAAUUAUUGGUAUUCUAACCAAAAAUAAUUUUCUAAUCAACAUUAUCAAAUCCUUGUUAAAAAAAGCAAAAUCUACUGAAAGUAAAAAAUCGGAGAAUGAACCCAAAAUUUAUGUAUCAAUGACGUACAUACCUAGCUUCUCCGAAAGCUUUCAAAAAUCAAAAUGCUUCAACAAAACAACGCAUAAAGUAGCUUUCAAAACCACAAAUACAUUAAAAAAUUGGUUUAAUAGAACAAAAACUCCAGUAGACAAGUUAGACCAACAUAACUUGGUAUACAAAAUUCCCUGUGAAGGUGACGGAGCCAACGUAUGCCAACAGGUAUAUGUUGGCACAACAAAAAAGAUAUUAAGAACGAGAAUCGCUGGACACAAGCAUGAUCUAAAGAGUCGCACUACACCCCUGGAUCAAAAAACAGCUCUAGCAACACAUUGCAUUAAAAUGAACCAUUCUCUCAACUUCGAUGAGGUUACAAUUUUACACCAGGAGAAAAAUUACAAACGUAGGAUGUUGCUAGAAAUGCUGCAUAUAAUUGACGUUUUAGAUGACCAACAACUGAACUACAAGAGGAAUACUGAAGGCUUAGCGCAAAUAUAUAGAUCACUAAUCAAAAAUUAA